Messenger RNA from Magnolia sinica, 1156 nucleotides. RefSeq names its product transcription factor bHLH84-like. Gene Ontology annotation, molecular function: DNA-binding transcription factor activity, RNA polymerase II-specific; protein dimerization activity; RNA polymerase II cis-regulatory region sequence-specific DNA binding. Gene Ontology annotation, biological process: regulation of transcription by RNA polymerase II. The record is from RefSeq and is a predicted model, not a curated record. Bases 1 to 1098 code for a protein of 365 amino acids. The transcript is spliced from 5 exons. Gene Ontology annotation, cellular component: nucleus. Lineage: Eukaryota; Viridiplantae; Streptophyta; Magnoliopsida; Magnoliales; Magnoliaceae.
AUGGAGUCUGUGGGAGCAAUGUCCGAUCUGAACUGGGCUUCUUUCAAUGGAAUGGGGCCACUCGAUGAGGACGAUUUCAUGUCCCAGCUGCUCAGUAACAACUCAUUUAUGAAUAGCCCAGAUUGCGAUCCAAGCUUCGGUUGCCCACCUAUUUUUUGGCCAGGCGAUGACGAUAGUACUAACAUGGCGGGACGUAAUGAUGAUUAUUAUCAUUUCAGUGAUGCUGCUAACUCUAGUUUAUACAGUUGGCCCCAAUGUAACAGUACUAGUUUCUCGGCCCCCACUUCAGAUUGCGACGUCUAUGCUGUUGGUGAUGCUAAUGUGGGUCCCUUGAGCUCAAUAUCAAUUGAUCUUUGCAAGAUGAAUGAUCAAAAUAUGAUCUUGUCGCUCCGUGAUGCUCCCAAUAAUCUAUUUGAAGAUAUUAUCUGCUUGAAUGAAGAGAUGAGUGGUGAGGAUUUAGCAGAUUCCGGUGGGGACCCGUCAGAAGUGGCUGUUCUUCCAAAUCAAACAGCGUCACACAAGAGAAAAAUUCAGUCGCCUGAAUCAGAUAAGGCCAUGAUUGAUAACAGCAACAACAACACUAGCCCAUCUGAGAAUCCGAAGAAGAAAUCUCGAGUCCAAAGAAAUGGAAAAAACUCGCAAGCAAAGAAGAACAUGAAGACAGUUAAGACCACUGACGAAGAAGAUACCAGUGCUGCAUUGAAUGCACAGAGCUCUAGCAGCUGCUCAUCAGAGGACGAUUCAAAUGCAUCCCAAGAGCUAAACGGAGGAGGAUCAAGUUCGAACUCUAAAGGGUCCGCCGCACUCAACUUGAACGGCAAGACGAGAGCUGGGAGAGGGGCAGCAACAGACCCCCAAAGCCUCUACGCAAGGAAAAGAAGAGAGAGAAUAAACGAACGGCUGAGAAUCUUGCAGAACUUAGUACCGAACGGAACGAAGGUAGAUAUUAGCACAAUGCUGGAAGAGGCAGUUCAGUAUGUGAAGUUCUUGCAGCUUCAGAUCAAGCUCUUAAGCUCUGAUGAUCUAUGGAUGUAUGCGCCAAUCGCUUACAAUGAAAUGGACAUUGGGCUUGAUCUUAAGAUCUGUACCCCACGAUGAUUUGGCAUGCAGAGAGGCGGUGGCACCGGAUCACCGUUGUUGUUAAAUAGGCUUCCUU